Molecule: messenger RNA, 1053 nt
Organism: Cyprinodon tularosa
Lineage: Eukaryota; Metazoa; Chordata; Actinopteri; Cyprinodontiformes; Cyprinodontidae
Product: cartilage intermediate layer protein 2-like
Source: RefSeq, a predicted model, not a curated record
CAGCUGAAUUGUGCUGCUCUUAGUUAUUUGUGUGUGGGUGUUUAACAGUCAGAAACUCCUUCAUCUGCUGCUAUGAACAGAUUGGUCAGUGUUUUAAUUGUGGCUGGACUGAUCUUUGAAUCAUGGGCUCAGAGACCAGAAAUAGUCUUGUCAGGAUUGCAAUGUUAUCCUGCCUUCAACCUUCAAUGCUGGACCCAAUGGUUUGACAGUGAUAACCCCUCAAGUAAUGGAGACAGAGAAAAUCUUAACAGACUUCUCAGAAAGUAUCCUGGAAAGAUCUGCCCAAACCCUCUGUCUGGCCUGACUCCAGAGGAAGCAGGUGACAUAAUUAAAGUGAGCGACACAAACACAGGAUUCAUAUGUCGAAAGAAGGACCAACCUGAUGGGUAUUGUGAGGAUUACAAGGUUCGCUUCAGCUGCCCCCCUCCUUACUGUGCUGAGACAGUGUGCUGGACGAAGUGGUAUGAUAGAGAUAACCCUUCUGGAAGUGGUGAUUGGGAGACUCUGAGGUCCCUGCAAAAUGAAUACAAGGGAGAAAUUUGCAAUACACCUCACUAUAUCGAGGCUGUUACCACUGACACUUUGACCCCAGCUAUUUACACAGGAGAGAACUUUUAUGCCUACAAUCCAACAGUAGGUUUCGUUUGCCGCCAAGAGGACCAGAAGGAUCGGACCUGCAAGGAUUACAAAGUCCGGUUUGGAUGUCCCUGUGAUAACUGAGUCAAGACAACCAAAAUGAGGAUAAAAGCAUUACUGUCCUGGGGUAUUCAUUUUUCUGGGUGUAGAUCAUGUCCUCUGUUGUUUACUUAGGUUGAAUCUUGCUAUAAUUUAGUUGCUUUCUCAGUUUUAAUCAAUCUAAGUAAGGUGUUUCAAUUUAAGUUAAUUCCUUUGCUAUUCUUUUACUCUCUUAGGUUAUUCUUGGUUUCAGUUCCUUUAGACUUUGGAUUUACUCCAUAAUGGAUCUGUUUUAGUUUUAAAAGCCGUAGCCAAAAAGUCUAAAAUCCUUUUUUUUGUCUGUAUGUUUCUGCGCUGUUUUCUUAGAAUAUAAUAAAG